AUGGUGGUUCCUAAUCUUGGUCAAUGGGUUCACGGUCAAAGGUUCUUUUCCAUCGUCCCAUCAAUGGGAUGUCCGAUGGAGCUAUGGUCUGCGCCAUUAUCCGUGGUCCAACCAGGUGAAUCAAGGGUCAGAACAAUUUCUCUUAGUCCCGAGGUGUGGUACCAAGAGCCUUAGUCCACCCAGGUCAACUUGUUAGGUACACCAUGGUUCGAGGCUCGGGUGUCGGGUAUAAAGCGAGUGACCGCCGCUGAGGAAGGCACAGUCCGCUCCAGCCAUCAUGGCCGCCCUCACUGUGUUCGCUGUUCUUCUACUGGUGGCGUCUGUGUUCACCGCACCAGGUGACCGGGAGAAGCGGCAUUACGAGGGUGGUAACCUGGGCGGGUACGGUGGCGGUGGCGGUGGAGGCGGCGGUGGCGGCGGCGGCUUCAACGGAUACGGCCACCGGCCGGGCGGCGGGCAAGGCGGCUUCGGAGGCUUGCCCUUCGGCGGCCAGUCCUUCUCCAAGUCUUCCGCCAGCGCUAGUUCCUCAUCCGGCAGCUUCGGCAGAUAGACUGAUUUACUAACCACGAAUACAAUGGCGUUAACAAGGGUCCGCAAUCCAUGACGGCGAUGUGAUAUAUUUAAUUUAUUAGAAAUUAGAUUAAUGUAAAUUUUAUUAUUAAUUAUUAUUACUAUUAUUAUAUAACUAAAUAAAUUAUGUCCACAGUUCAAUAGAGCAUUUUAUUGGCACUUUAAAAAUAACACUGAGAAUUGCACAGUUGAAUUAUACUGUUAUAUGAUUAUGGUCACUCCACAAAUAAAAAUUGUUAUACAUGAACAACGAACUUUUUCUGAGUUUUCUUGAGUUUUCCUGAAAAUUUUAUUGUAAACUUCACUUUGGCAGUGAUACAGUGGACUGUGGUGAACCACUUUGGACUUAGAUUUAAAAAAAAAAACUUAAAAAUGUAGGUUUUGUAUGUAAGUAGUACCUACGAUUUUUAUUUUCCUACACAUAUUUAAAGUUUAUCCGGGAAAAAAGAAGCUUCUGUUUUAGUCCAGGCCAAACUAAAACUAAAAAGAUGCGUACUGCGUACUUAUUAGGGGAGACUCAUAAAUUUUGUUUAUUCUAAAAGGGAAGGAACUGGAAAACGUCUUUAUUUUCAAGGUUUCCGAUUUUUUUUGCGAUUAAAGUAUGAAAAUCGUAAAUACGAAUGUGAUUAUGCUUGUAUAUGUCUAAUGAUUUUUGGGUAGUUCUUCGAAAUUUCAUUUUUCGACUGAUAUGAAUUUAUAGGUACUGCUUACAUACUAAACCACAGUCUAUUGAAACACUGAGAUUAAAUUUUUGGCUAGAUGACUAGCCAAUAUUUAAUCUCACUUUGCUCAGCUCUGUAGCACAUACCCACACGAAAUUAUGGAAUGACUCGUUUUUGUCAACUCGUUUUCAAGAUAUCGAUGUUUAAAUAUUUAGUGCCCAGAUGAAUCAAAAUUUGUUAAAGAUGAAUCAGAAAUCACAGAUUUUUCCUGAAUAUUUUUCCAAAGGGCUAAUACCACCAGUUUCAUAUUUUAGUAAUAUUUACACUAACAUGUUUCUCGAAAAUUUAUGUUUCGUAAGCGUACCCAAAAAUUGACAAAAUUUGGAAAAUGCACUGUAGCUUAUAAGACCAAGGCCUGAUCCUUGGUCUAAUAUGGACAGCGUUUGAAAAUCGUAAAAACUGAAAAAUAUUGGG
Molecule: messenger RNA, 1706 nt
Organism: Chilo suppressalis (striped riceborer)
Lineage: Eukaryota; Metazoa; Arthropoda; Insecta; Lepidoptera; Crambidae
Source: the annotation of a GenBank genome assembly